GCUGGGCUGGCCGCUGGGCCGCAGACUGGAGCCAAGCUGGGUCUGAGGACUGUUCGGCUGGAAGUUAUUUGUUGAUCGCCGAUCUCCCCCAUCAGCUCCAAGAGUAGAUGUCUGUCCUGCUCACCGUGGUCUCCCCAGUUCCUAGGUCAGGGCCUGCACCUUGUGGGUGCCCUACAGACAUGCUAGAGUGAGGGAGUGCUUUUCCCUGGGCUCCCUGUUGUCCCUCAUCUCCAACAUCCCCGUUGGAGAACCUGCAGAUCGAAAGAGAAUUCAAAGACCUCUCAACCAACGCACACGCGCAGAUCCGAUCUGCAUCCUGGUUCAAACUGUUAGAAACCCCAAAUCACUGACAGCAAAACCAGCCAUUUAUCCAGCUUAAUGAGAGGGAUGGAAAGGUGAACAAUCACCAGCUAGAAUGUGAGCUCUGGCCAAGCAGGGGCUGCUUCUGACUUGGGCACUCCUGGGUCGCCAAACCUGGAACCGCCUGGCACAUGGCUGCUGGAAUGGAGAGCCCCCUGGCAGACUGUGCUCAGGGUGGGCAUUUCCAUGUGGUCACCCCUCUGCUGGAGAGCCGGGCACUAUCCCAGGUGGCAGGCACGACCGUCUUCCUCAAGUGUGAGAACGUGCGGCCGGCCGGCUCCUUCAGGAUCCGGGCCAUUGGGCAUUUCUGCCAGGAGGCGGUCAAGAGCGGAUGCAGACACUUGGUGUGCUCCUCAGGGGGCAACGCAGGCAUUGCUGCUGCUUAUGCCGCUCGGAAGCUGGGCAUCCCUGCCACCAUUGUGCUCCCUGAGGGCACCUCCCCGCACGUGGUGAGGAGGCUGCAGGGGGAGGGGGCUGAAGUCCAGCUGGCUGGAAAGGUCUGGGACGAGGCCAGCCUGAAGGCACAAGAGUUGGCCAAGAGGGAUGGUUGGGUGAACGUCCCUCCGUUUGACCACCCCCUGAUCUGGGAAGGCCAUGCCAGCCUGGUGCGAGAGCUGAAGGCAGCACUGGGGACCCCACCGGGGGCCCUGGUGCUGGCAGUAGGCGGUGGAGGGCUCCUAGCUGGGGUGGCAGCUGGCCUCAUAGAGGUGGGCUGGCAGCAUGUGCCCAUCAUCACAGCAGAGACCCAAGGGGCACACUGUUUCAAUGCAGCCAUCAAGGCAGGCAAGCUAGUCACACUGCCAGACAUCACCAGUGUGGCCAAGAGCCUGGGUGCCAAGACUGUGGCCAGGAGGGCCCUGGAGUGCACGAAGGAGCUGGAGAUCUUCUCUGAGGUAGUGGACGAUGCCCAGGCCGUGAGUGCUGUGCAGAAGUUCCUGGACGACGAGCGCAUGUUGGUGGAGCCUGCCUGCGGGGCAGCUCUGGCUGUCAUCUACUCAGGCCUCCUGGGGAGGCUCCAGGCUGAGGGCCGCCUGAACCCCUCCCUGGCCUCGGUCGUGGUCAUUGUGUGUGGAGGCAACAACAUCAACAGUCAAGGGCUGCAGGCCCUGAAAACCCAGCUGGGGCAGAGCUGAGGGCCCCUCCUCCGGACGGACACACCCGCAGGUGGCCGAGGGGCCUCUGGGCUCAUGGAUGGUGCAGCCGCCUCCUACAGGAAGCCCUCCUGCUCCCUGUGACUCCCCGCAGCCCUGGCCAAUAAAACCUUUCUGAGUUGAA
This is a messenger RNA of Lynx canadensis (Canada lynx), 1635 nucleotides long. It is a transcript of the gene SDSL, whose product is annotated as serine dehydratase like. Gene Ontology annotation, molecular function: L-serine ammonia-lyase activity; threonine deaminase activity. Gene Ontology annotation, biological process: L-threonine catabolic process; L-serine catabolic process. The transcript is spliced from 11 exons. The record is from RefSeq and is a predicted model, not a curated record. Bases 492 to 1493 code for a protein of 333 amino acids. NCBI's taxonomy places the organism in Eukaryota, Metazoa, Chordata, Mammalia, Carnivora, Felidae.